Messenger RNA from Drosophila elegans, 14572 nucleotides. RefSeq names its product dopamine receptor 1 (gene Dop1R1). Gene Ontology annotation, biological process: adenylate cyclase-activating adrenergic receptor signaling pathway. Gene Ontology annotation, cellular component: membrane. The record is from RefSeq and is a predicted model, not a curated record. Gene Ontology annotation, molecular function: G protein-coupled receptor activity. NCBI's taxonomy places the organism in Eukaryota, Metazoa, Arthropoda, Insecta, Diptera, Drosophilidae. The transcript is spliced from 6 exons. Bases 509 to 2023 code for a protein of 504 amino acids.
UCAGUUCGCACGGUUCGGCAAGCGGUGGCAGCCAUUAAUAACAAACCCCACAAAGAGCCAUAUCUAAAAUCGCAGGGGCUCGGACUUAAUCCCGUGUGCCGAUCGAGAAUUCUUGACGGGCGUGCGUGCGAGUGUGUGCAAAGUGUUGCGGAGUGUGUGCGUGUGUGUGUGCAGAUGAUAUAAACCACCCAACAACCAGCAUAUAUAAUUAAUAAUUCAAGGACUGACUUUAAUGCUGCAAUUUGGCCUGAUUGAUGGCUAAACAUGACUCUUGGUCGCGUUUUCCGCGAUGUUUGCAAAAGGGUACACCCAGCCUGAAUCUGGUAUCCUGCCGCAUUUAGAAUCGAAGCUUAUUAGCAGAAUGCUGCAUUGCCGUAUUCGGGCAAUUUGUUGCCUCACCCCCAACUGAGAGUCGAACGGAGAGAAGAGGAAACAACCAUCAGCCACACCCCUCCAACACGGUCCUAAUUUCAGUUCAGCUUCAUCAAAUUUCACCAACUUUCAUCCAAUGACAAAUGCAAUGCGGGCGAUUGCUGCACUCGCUCUGACGGCCGCCAGUGCAGGAGUGGUCUCGGUGGCUGCCUCGGUGGUCAGCACCACCAGUUCCAGCAGCAGCAGCACCUCCUCCACCACCAGCACCUCCAUAACGGGUGGCGGCACCACCAUCAGCGGGACCAGUGGCAACAGUAGCAGCGGACUCGCCUCGAAUUCCUCGCUGCUGGACGCCGAUCACCUGCCGCUGCAGUUGACCACGGCCAAGGUGGACCUGGACAUUGAAAUCGACAUUCAACUGCUGACAAAUGGCUACGAUGGCACAACGUUGACAUCGUUUUACAAUGAGAGCAGCUGGACAAAUGCCUCUGAAAUGGAUACAAUAGUUGGUGAGGAACCGGAGCCGCUGUCACUUGUGUCAAUUGUAGUUGUUGGCAUUUUCCUAUCGGUGCUGAUAUUCCUCUCGGUGGCCGGAAACAUCCUGGUGUGUCUGGCCAUCUACACGGAGCGCAGCCUGCGACGCAUCGGCAAUCUGUUCCUGGCCUCGUUAGCGAUUGCGGAUCUCUUUGUCGCCUCCCUGGUGAUGACCUUCGCCGGUGUCAACGAUUUGCUGGGAUAUUGGAUCUUCGGAGCGCAAUUUUGUGAUACUUGGGUGGCCUUUGAUGUUAUGUGCUCGACGGCGUCAAUUUUGAACCUGUGCGCCAUUUCGAUGGACCGCUACAUCCACAUCAAGGAUCCGCUGAGAUAUGGCCGCUGGGUGACACGACGCGUGGCUGUCAUCACCAUCGCGGCCAUUUGGCUGCUGGCCGCGUUCGUCUCGUUUGUGCCCAUCUCGCUGGGCAUCCAUCGCCCCGACCAGCCGCUGAUUUUCGAGGACAAUGGCAAAAAGUACCCCACAUGCGCCCUGGACCUCACGCCCACCUACGCCGUCGUGUCCAGCUGUAUCAGUUUCUACUUCCCCUGUGUGGUCAUGAUUGGCAUCUACUGUCGAUUAUACUGCUACGCCCAGAAGCACGUGAAGUCCAUCAAGGCAGUGACUCGACCCGGCGAGGUGGCCGAGAAGCAGCGUUACAAGAGCAUCCGCCGGCCAAAGAACCAGCCCAAGAAGUUCAAGGUGCGCAACCUGCACACCCACAGCUCGCCCUAUCACGUGUCCGAUCACAAGGCGGCCGUCACGGUGGGCGUGAUCAUGGGCGUCUUCCUCAUCUGCUGGGUGCCCUUCUUCUGCGUCAACAUCACGGCCGCCUUCUGCAAGACCUGCAUCGGCGGACAGACCUUCAAGAUCCUCACCUGGCUGGGCUACUCGAACUCAGCCUUCAACCCGAUCAUCUACUCGAUCUUCAACAAGGAGUUCCGCGACGCUUUCAAGCGUAUCCUGACCAUGCGCAAUCCCUGGUGCUGCGCCCAGGACGUGGGCAACAUCCAUCCGCGGAACAGCGACCGCUUCAUCACGGACUAUGCCGCCAAGAACGUGGUGGUGAUGAACUCCGGCCGCUCCAGUGCCGAGCUGGAGCAGGUGUCUGCCAUUUGACCAAAAGGCUGUCUGAAUCUCUCCACCACCUGGAUGCCAUGCGGAUGCGGCGGUCUGCGCGUGGACGACGAUGACGAUGGGGCGCUGACCACGCGGUAUGUUCCAUGAGAUUCGGUCACGGCGGCCACGGCCACCAUUGUGGAGACCGUGGAGGCCGCGCAGAUGGAGACGGAGCUGCUCUAGACCGCCAACUGGGUUCCUACGACCGACUCAAUGUCUCAAAGCUUCAAGUGCAAGCAAUCAUCCCAACCCUCUGCCCUGAUCCAGUGGAUGUGGAAACCUGUAAGUAUUAUCAGUGCGUCCCAGAGACUAAGCAAUCAACUUUGCGUAUACUUAAUCGCACUAGUAUCUAGCUGUAAAUCCAAAAACAUAAGAGAUAACCAAACCAAAUCCAACCCAAAACGUGAUUAGGUCUAAGAUCUUCAACCCGGCACCUAAGAGGUUCUAGUUAAGUUUCUGUUUGGAUAUUCAUGGCGGUUUGGCUCCAUGCAAAUGCGAUGAUUAUGGAGUGACACAUGUCACUUGCCACACUUCUCACUCACCCAUCCACACGAACAAACAUUUACGCACACAAACAAACCACUCGAGUCCUGAAAAAAAGAAAACGUUGCAUACAUCGCGGCGCCCCCAUAUUGGAGCAGCUCUACAUUUGAUUUAUUGAUGAGAAUUUAUGGUCAUUGAACGAACAGGGCUGCCAGCUGCACUCGUAAAUCAUGCAAAAUGAUUAUUGUUGUUAUUAUUACGGGCACAGCACAAAAGCUGUAAAACUCACCAACCCCCAUUCGCUAUAUAUUCAUAUCAUGUUUAGUUGGAGUGCCACGAUGAUAGCGAGUUUUUACGACCAAACUUUUCAGACUGAUUUGAAUUUAUGCGUUGAAAUCUGUUCCAUAAUGUUAAUUAAGCCAACUGUGAUUGACACCGGCUAACAAAAACAAUGCCACCCAGUCGAAAGGUUAACCCGAGAAUCCAUUUGGGCACUCUGAUUACCGCGUGAUUUUAUGAGCCGCACCUGCGAAAACACAGCUAUCAGCCUGCGGCAUAAUAAACCCCCUGGCAUCGUUUUCGUUUGCCCCUUCGAGUGUCUUGUCUUGUGCCCCAGUUCCCGGAUCUGAGUCAGUAGGGAAAACAAAUGUAAACAGUUUGCUCUUCACGCCACGAUGAAAAAUUAUGCCAGCACGGCGAUAAAUAUUAAAUUUAUUAGGUCUGACGAAGGCAUAAAAAUCAAGAUUAUAAAUUAAACAAUUCAUCAGAGAAAAAGAAUGUUAAAUGGCUUAUCUCAGUGUACAUAACCUGGGGAAUUAUUUAGUAUUCUAUUGUUGACUUUUUAAAUACUUCCGUUUUCUGGUAUUAAAAUAAAUAUUUAAAUUAUUUGUUUAAUAUUUAUUAUUUGGUUUUUUUGCACUUACUAACAACAGCAUAUUAAAAUCCACUCUCCGAAAUUUAAAUCAUAUGGAUAUGCUAAAUAUGAUUUUUUAUUUUUCUGCAAAGCUAAGCCAUGGUUUGUGGAAGAAAUUUAAAUAAAGUUGGUUUUUCUCUGUGUGACAAAGCUUCUGAGCUGUUUGCCCCCUUCGGCACUCGAGUUUCAAUUCCUGUUAUUUGCGGAUGCCACAACUCUUGCCCCAGUCUUUCUCGGUUCUGUUAUUAAUACAAAGUACUUAUGCUCGCUGCCCCAGUUUUUCCCCUUCCUAUACAAGGCAAUCCGCUUAUAACCUUUUCAGUCUUUGUUUAUUCGAUUCCCUUUCGCGCGCUCUCCUUUUUGUAUUUAUUUUGGCAGUUUAUUAAAACUUUGGCGCUGCUUUCGUCAUUUUAAUUACGAUAUUCGGAACAAAAGCGAAACGGCAUUUGUUAUCGUGGGCCACGCCCUCUGUACCGCCCAACGCCCACUGGCAAUCGUCAUUGCCACAACUGGCACGCAAUCAAUUCAACUCAACUUCAACUCCACUAACGAUUUCGCACGUGUCGCAAGUUCUUGGUUGAGUAAAGGCUUGAAAUUUGGGGAUUGAGUGCUUUAUGGCACACAAGGAAUGGUCUUGCCCUCAAACCUCCAAGCCCCCUAUUCACCCACUUUCCACAUACCAAAAACCUGGCCGAAUUCCCACAUUCCAUUUGGGUUUAUUUGGGGCACAGCCAUUGACUUUGACUUUGGAAUUUGUCGUGUCCAAACUUAAACCUCGAAAAAAUGGCUAGCCCAUGAUAAAUGUGCGUGGCGUGGCCAUAAGCCUUAACCCGUUAAGUUCCAAAUUUGCCUUUAUUCAAUAUUGAUACAAAUAAAUCAACAGCUAACUUGAACAGCCACAAACGAAUUUUUAAAGAAAAGUGGUCGCAAAGAGAAUAUAAACCAUUUCGGUAAAUAAUAAAUAAUCCUUUAAAUAAGCUAACAAUGCGAGGAAAAUUAUUGACACUGGCACUUGUUUUAAGCAGCCAAAAUUCUCCAAACACUCAGACUUUGUCAACCAUGGGUUAAGACUUUUACCAUAACUCUUUCUUUUCGGCUUUGCAUAAUUAAGAUAAUGCCCGGAGCUUGCUCUUGUUAUGCUUUCUCGUUACAGAACUUCCUGUUUGUACCACUUCGCUACUCCUCUUCUUUCUUUCUCCUCCGAAAUUCUCCGACUUUCUCCUGCGUUCUCCGACUUUCUCCCCUUUAUUCAUCUUUGAUUUGCUGGAAGCAAUUUUGUGAUUGUGACUAUUGCUGAUGGAACCAGGGAGGUUCCUUUUGUCCCCCAGUCAUGAAAAUCCUUUUCUAGCCUGCAAUUUUCAAAGGCCAAGGGUUUUUUCAGGGUUUUGGUUUUCGCGAGUUUUAAUUGGAACAUUUGACAGCCUGAAAGUCGAUUGUUGGCAUGCCUUUCUGUUGGAUUUUGCGGCCUCUGGCUGUCUGCUUCUAAUUGUAUUAGCCAGAUUCAUGUUAGAAGCCUACGUGACCAGAAUGAAAAAGUGCUCCUGUCUGCGACAAGAUUCUGCGAAGAGAGAGGUAUCCAGUAAGCCAAGCCAAGCUGAACAUGUCCUUUCAUUAGCAUAAUCGCCCCACAAAAAACUUACUACACUAGUAGGGAGAAAUUACCCCAUUCACUUGAAAGUCUGAACUUUUUUGUUGACUAUUUGCUGCUUAAAUAAACAGAUUUCCCGUAAUUGCUUUUGCAAUUGAGUCAAACGAAAAAAAAGGCAUACAGAGAAAAAAUCACAAGUUCAUGUCAAUAACAGCUACAAUCAAUUACAUUUUUGUGUAAACAGCCGGAAAAAAUUUCUUAAAUGAAAGCGCUCAAUUUGAAAAGAACUUAAAUGAGAAUGAAGCAAAUAUUUAUAUCAAAUUCAAUGGCCACAAAUGUAUGUUUACUUAUUCUUGUAAAACUUCCAGCCCUCUUCAAUAUUUCAUGUCGUCUGCCUGCCCUUGGCACAUAACUUGUCUGCAAUCCUUUAGGCAGCCAUCUGGCUAAUCCCAUGUAUACAUAAUGGGUGUCAUAUAUAUUCAAUUGGCAAUCCUUUAAGCCAACUUUAAAAUCUGUUUGGAUUUCUCCGUUUGCCGAGUGUUAAACUUCAAUCUGGAGCCGAAAAAGUCAAACGAUGAAUGUCAACAUUUCGCAUAAAUUGCAUGUCGACUGCCAAAGCGAUUCCAAAGCAGUGGGUUCCCAUUAAAACAGGGCCUUUGACGUUGACUGGUUUAGGCCCGCUCACUCUCUGAUGGAUUGAUUGAUUGAUGGAUGGAUAGAUGGUUGGCUGAAUGGCUGGAUAGACGGCUAAAGCGAAUUUUGCUGCUUCGCUGGCAUCGUUUCUCAUAUUUUUUUUUUGGCUUUGACACGGCCACGCCUUCUAAGCACUGACAACUAUCAACAGUUGGCCGCCAAAGUUUUCGCAGCUACCUUAUGCUCUUUGCUUGGCUUAACUUUGGUUAUAUUUUGGCAUUUUUAUAUCUUUUACGCCUGCCAGUGUUUAUUUUGCUUUACGACUUUUCACAAAUUCCCGCAGUCUUCCUUAUUAUUUUUUCCCUUUUGCCCCCUUUUUUCGCAGCUAUCCCAACCAAAUCUUUUCCUGGCGCGUGUCAUUUUGUAGCCUACUUCUAGGCUGAGCUCGCAUUCCUGCUCCACAUUGCGUAUACUUAACGUAUGCCCGCGAAAACGUUUUAUUACCAACGUUGCCUGGCGUGCUAAUUUAUACGUUAGGACCGGGGGGGCCUUCAUUUAAUACCUCUAGCGGCCCAGUCACGUCCAAAUGGAUCAUAAAAACACAAUUUUAAUCACAAUUUCUUUUUUUUUACUUUCUCCAUGGCAUUUUUCGCAUAAGCAAAUUAGCGAAAACAUUUCGAUAAAUGCAAAGAAUUUAGCACAUAUACGUUUGUGGUCGCACAUUUUUAUGCGAAAUUUGUUCGACACUUGCUUUAUUUUAUUUAAAUUCCCAUUUUCAUCUAAUUAAUUUCAUAAUUACCUAAAAGUGAAAUAACCAAAGUUGAUAUUUAGUUUAAUACAUUUUUAAAUUUCUUACUCGCAGAGGAAUUCUUGUUCUCCCACUUGACCUUCCAGGCCGUUUUGGCCAAGAGCCUAGUUCGAUGCGCAUGUGGUUGCAUUGGACUUGACAUUUAAACUCCAGCAGCACUGCGUAUACGCGAUCUUUGACAUUUGGCAACUUAAAGUGCUUUAAGCUGCCUCUAAGUCGUUGGCCAGUAACUUUCAUUUGAUUUUCAACUUCUUGCCGCCGCCCGCAGAAAGUUUCGCUCCCUUCCGAGCGUCCUUUUGUCGUCGAGGGCGCAAAAAGAAGGGGAGGAAAACUUUGGGCACGGAAAAAGUUUUUCAAGCCCUGCAACAAUAACAAAUGCAGGCAAAGUUUAGAUAGACUUCCCUCCCUUCGCGGCUCCACCUGCCGCAGCAUGCAAUUAAAAUUAUGUGCCCCAAAUGCAAAAGAGUUGUUUGCUGCUGCAGCCUCGAAAUCAUUUCGUAAUGCACUUGGCUCCAGGCUUUAUGCCAGUUGCGGUAAUUUAAUCGGAAGGCAAAUUCAAUUCGAAGGCAAAAGUUUCUGAAUAAAUGAUGGCUGUCCGGGAGUAUCGAGUGAAUUGGGAGCAUUUCCAUUUGCCACUUACAAUGACAGUUAUUUAAUUCCACCAGGAAGCCGCUGCCGCUGCUUAACCUUAUCCCUUUUCGCCUGCUCCCUGCCGACGAGUAUCAAGCGAUUUAAGCUGCACUCAAUCGAUUUUAUAUCCCGACCCUUACAUGCGAUGCAUUUUAAUUAAGAAGGUAGCCUCUGUGUCCGCAGGCGGACUGUUACAGACGCCAGCCUACAACGUGCACCUUUUUAUCAAGGUCCUGUCGCCUUGACAUGCCACGCCCACCGCCCACUGUCCCCGCUCUCUGCAGUUUGCAAUUUUAAACCCAAAUUGAAUUACUUCUCUAUCGCCGGCAUCAUUGGCGGUCGGCUGGUUGGGCCUUCUACCCGAAUUUCCCCCGUGGGCUGCAAAGGCUGCCUGACAACCCGCAUAUUGAUCGAGCUUUAAGAACGCCGCCUUCCUAGCUGACGAAGAACAGGUGAAAAAUAAGACAAGGAUGUUGAGCCAACAGUGUUAAUUGGUCUGGGAAACUCAAUGAAUUUCACACUUGGCUUAGAUGGGCUUAGACAAAGCAAAUAGUACCAGUCCUUAAAGCGAUUGAAAUGUUUAUAAUAUUCGAAAUCAAUUUUUUAAACAACUAAGUAAAUAUUUUUAAUGUUGUUGUAUAGCUCGUUUAUCUGGUCUUUAUGCAGUAUAUCUACAUAGUUUAUCAUUUCAUUUGUAUUUUUAAUUGCUUGAAUUAAUUUGAAAAUACUUCUAAGAAUACAAAAAUAAUUAGAGUUUAAUUCAGCUUCUCAAAAAACACAGAGAAUUUUAUUAUAUUGCGAAAUUCUUUCGUCUAAAAAUACCUGACACAGGUUAAGAGAAAUAACUUUUCAAUUUAAGCACUUAAUUUCGCACAAAGCAAUUAGCUCUGCAUUCCGCCAAAUUAAUUGUAAUCAGUCAUAAAAGUAACAAGCCAACCAUUUUGAGUGAGAAAAUCUAAUUAAAUACUCAGCAUGAAAAUACUGAACAAAAUAUGAAUACUAUUUGAUUACAGCACAACGAGGUGUUUAAGAGACGCAAAUGAUUUAUUUGAUUAUUCUCCCCAAAAACCACCCUCUCUUUUGAAAUUUAAUUAAUUGACAAAUAUUUGUGUAAAGGCGGCAACUGGCUGGACGAGAGCUGGCCGCAAAUUAAACAAUAACACAACGGGCACUUCAAUCGAAAUUUAUUUGAUAAAAUAUUGUUUUCCCCACCGAUGCUGCAUGGUUUUUCAAUUAAAGUCGAAAUCAGACUGUGCUGAAACUAAAAACAGAGCCAAGACCGAAGCAGACCCAACCUCUGUCCAGCGGUUGGCCAUGUGCCGUGCUCCUGACAGCUGCCGCCCGAGGGGAAUCAGGAUCAGGGAGAGUGUCCUGCUAGAGCUGCGAGGCAACAAUGCAGGCGUGAACAUAAAUUUCAAGCUUCACUGAGCCACCCAGAGCCCUUCGGUUGGUCCACCCCGCAAUCUCCGCCCUUCGGCCGGGGCUAAAAGUGCCAAAGUUUAUUAUUAAAUUAUGUUGGCAAAUAAAACUGUUGAACGUAAAAUCAAUUUUAGGAACAUCUCUCUGCUUCUGGCCCACUGAGAAGUGUCCUUUGUCUCGGGGUUUUCCCUCUCUCUCUCUCUCUCUCUCUCUCUCUCUCUAUCUAUCUCUUUCCUCCUUUCAACACAGCCUUCUCUUUCGCUGCCUGUGACCGAAUGAACCCAACUAAUCAAAUUAAGCUUAUUUUUAAAAAAUUCAACUUGCCCAAAAAACAAUUCUUCUUCCCGGGAAACCCUUUUCGAUGCUGGUAAUCGAAUAUACCCCACUCAUCGAACUCGUUAAUGGCUCUCAACUCGCUGGCCGAGACCGCAAAUAGCCGCUGGAUGCCCGAAAAUCGAUUCCCGAUAUAUAGCGAUAUAUAUAUACCGAGCGAGAGACCCCGCACAUGCGAAAGGAUAUUUCGAAGACCUGAAAUAGCCCAAGUUCCGUUUAGCAGCUGAAAACUGAAAUACUCACAUUGAAUAGGCAAAUUCCCAGGUCAGGGCGGCCGGAAGGAGACAGAGGAUAGGGCGGAUAGGGAGAGCGAAAGAGAGGCUGACAGCUUUCUUUAUAGAAUUACUUCUGGCGCAAUAACUUUUCCAACUGAACGAGCCGUUGAUGGAGCACACUCGCUCUCUGCGCCCGCUUUUCCCACCGCUUUUCCUCCCUCCUUUCCCUCCCGCCCGCCUUUCAUCCUCUUUCAUUCCAUUCAUUGAUUUGCCUUUUGCCUUGGCCAACUAGUGCAGGACGUGCAGGACAUGCGACGUCGCCCAGAGAGGCAGACAUGGGCCACUUCCUCUUAGCCCAGUCUCCUUAACACUCCAGCGCCCGAGAGUCCGGACAAAAAUAGUUUGCGGUGAACUCUCUUCUAUGCCUGGUAAGCUAACCCACUAACACAUAAUAUUAUUUAUUAAACUGUUUGCCCCCCCCUCCCGAUUUGGCAAAAUCUCAAUUUUUAAUUUGACCCUCCGGCAGCCUAGUGGCCGUAAAUAACAGCAGGACAAUUAAGGUUUGUGGGCAAAUUAACUUUUAGCUUCAGCUUUAUACAAUUUUUCUCAACAAUCUUAUUUCAAUCUACUUCAGUCUUUAAACAAAAUAAACAAUUUCAAUAUUUUACAAUCAGGAUUUGAAUACCACGCAGUACAUACAUUUUCGUAUAUUUUAUUAAAUAUGCUUUUUAAGCUCCUUAAAACAUUGUUAACGAAAAACAAUCCAAAAGCAACAAGGCAUUUCAUUUUGAAAAAUUAAAUCUCUAAUCCGCUAUUUGCCGAACAAAUUAGUUUACCGUUUUGCACGGCGAUCUCUAGCAAUUAGUUUGCUUUAUGCAUUAGUGAUUUGCAAAACUAAAUGCUUUUAAAUUGAAAAACUUUUGUUCGAGCAUUUGUAAAAACGAUGUAAAAAAGUUUGCAAACGGUUUGGAAAACUGUUCACUUUAUUUAUUAAGAUGUUUAUUCAAGCAAUUAAAAAGAUAAAAUAAAAUCAUAUAUCAUAGGCAGAGCAAAUUUGUCGGCUACAAAAUGUUUAUUUGCAAAUAAAUCAUGGGCUAAGAAAUGGUAUUUCUGUUUAGCAAAUAUUAAAUGACAAGCUACAUAAUUCAGAAUAUAAUUAACCAGAAGGAAAAAUUAAAUAUUGCAAUGAAAAGUGUAACUUUUAAUUUUAAUUCAAUCAACGUUUUUUAGUUAUUAAUUUAAUUCAUUUUAAUGGGAGUCAAAAUAUAGAGAAAAUAAUUACUUACCUUCGAUUAAACCCUUCGAUUUCUUGGAAUGUUUCCUAGGAUCACCUAGGUGUUAAGUGUAAGUCACCUGAACUGGGGAUUAAGGCUCCUGUUGCCUGUUGUCCUUGCUGUUUCCUUUGCCGCUGGUGUUGCAGCUGCUCCUUUUCCCAAUGCUACUAAGUGGCCGUGCGGCUAACCAAUCACUCGAGUGUCCUGCUCUAGGAAUUCUCUGGCCCAGUGAGGAAGUGAGGAAAAGACACGAGCAAACAAAUGGCGGCAAGUCCGCAUCUGGCUGUUGACUCCCCAAUUGGCCCGGAUACUCCGACGAUGAUGUCGAUGCCGCCGGGCCACUCAGCAAUGAUUAAUUACACUUAAUUGUAAUUUAUGCGGCUCUGGAGCAGCGCCCAUUCUUCUCCAUUAGUCGAAGGACUCUCAGGGAAUCAACUUUAUUGAAAUCUAGGCCUCUGGGCUCCUACACCCAUCAGUCUCCCGUUCCCGGCAAAUGUCCUUUUGUUUCACUAAUUGGCCAUUAAGCUGCCAAGAUUUUUAAAGCAUUUAACGUUGACUUUCGUUUUCGCUUUCAAUAGCUCGGGCUUAGGCGCAAAGUCCGCUUGACUCUUGUCCGACAAAUUGGCGGAGCUCCGGCGGAUGUUGGCCUCCUGCUGUUGGUCAGUGGAGUGGCCAUCAGACUACGGCUCCGCCCGAUAUAAAUCAAGCCGUUUCUUUGACUUUUCUUGGGGCUGUUUGCCAGCGAAAGCACCGCUCAUUAAUCAGGCCGACCGCAGUCAAUGGGAAAUGUUUACUUGAUGGCAGCUUGUUGCAGUUCAACUAUAUCAGAGUUCAUUUAUUUUCAGUAAUGAUGUUGAGAUACCACUUGUUCAUCCCUGGGCUCAGAGGUCAGGUACACAAUUUUCUUUAGUUUUUUCAACAAGUCAAUUCUGGGUGUACAGUUUGGGGGUAAAAGCACGUUCUUAAUUUAAGGUAUUACAAAGUUUAUUUUAUUAAGCCAUCAAAUAACUUCGCUUAGCUUUUUCGUAUUUUUAUUACAAAUGAACAAAACAGAAUAUAUAAAUUUUUUAUUAUUGGCCAACAAAUAAAUCAACUUAUAGUUUUUACUAUAACAAAAGAAUCAUAAAAUAAUUUCCCCCAAAUGAUGAGCUUUCCAAGAACAAAAUGAAUUGAAACUGAGCCCAGCGGCUGUCCCUGAAUCAAUUAUUAUUAACGAAAAGUUUGCUUUGAAGCUUUCAUUGGACCGUGUCCCUUUCAAUUCAGUUGCCUAAUUAUAUCAAUUCGGUGCAACAGUGAAGUGGCCAAAAGUGUAAGCGAAGUUUUUGUGGACUUUUUCGGGAAAACGAAGCACUCGACUGUAAUUCGAGCAUUUUUCCGGGCAUAAAAAUUACGAGGCUCCGCACUUUUUACGAGCAGCGUCAGCGGCGAACUGCUGACAUAGAUUUUGCACAAAUAUUUCGCACUACUUCUCAUUUUACGACGGCACGCAAUAAAAAGUGAAAAGCUGAAAGGCUUUUCUUCCCACCCUCUUUAGCGUUCGCCUUUUGUUUGCUUAAUAUUUCUGCCGUCCUGUUCUUUUUUCGAAUUUUUCCCGGAUUUUUUUUAUUGUUUUUCCGCUGAUUCUGUUGUUGCAGCGAAAAUAAAAAGCGGAGCAGUGCAAACAAUGCUACGGAGUGAUUGCCGUGAAAAAUGCUGCGAUUUUGAGACCGACACGCCUACCAGCUGCCAACCCGCCCAUCCAUCAGGCCAUCCAACCAUCCAUCCAUCCAACCAACCAUCCAUCCAACCAUUCAUCCGUGUUUACUUGCAGCCAUUUCAACACUUUUGUUUGCAUGCUUAAAUAAAUUCAGGCGUAGUACCUACAUUUUUUUUUAUAGGAAAAACUGGUAGCUAUUCAGUUGCUCGCAUGAAUAAACUGCGAAAAUCAAAGAUAAAUCUUUGUGCUUAGUAUUUAAGUGACCGCAAAUGUACUAUCAAGUGUUAUUUCAUAACUGGACUCAUGAUUUAAAUUCAAACGUUUCAACUUCUUGACUUUACAGACCAGUGAGGCAUUCGAAAAAUUGCAAUGACGAUAAGUGUCCUAGCCAAGAGUGGCAUCAACAAAUUAUCUAAUCGACCCUUUUACCAUACUUUGAAUCCUCCACCUGCCUCUUUGCCCUUUUCUUCCGGGUCAGCAAAGUGAAUUGCAGUCACUGGGUCCUCCGCUUCUAGUGCAACUGACAGCUGGCUUAGCAGCAUUAAGUGCCGAAACUAUAGAGAGUCCUGCGAAAAUUCCCACCCACAAAGAAUACUGCAUUGACUGGUAGCAACAAUUUUUUGAUGGAAAUAAAACUUUGCCUCUGGCACUGCAUAGAUAACAUGAAAUUGUCAAAUGUCAAGUCUUGACAUGUUCGAAUAGGAAAUCAGCACACUAAAAAAUUGCAGUCGAGUAAUAGAGUAGCCAGCUUCAUGAGAAAACAAAAACUGUAACCAAUUUUGUAGUCAUUUUUUAGACCAAACAUUUAAAAAGGAAACACAACUAAAAGUGAAGAUACAUUUUAUUCUUUUAAUAUAAAACAAACAUAUUGACAAGCAAAAACAAAAGAACUCCAUUAAAUAAAAAAUGUUCUAAAGUUAAUUAAGUGACUCAUCUUCAACCAUUGAUCAUUAUUAAACUGCUACUUUUUACCUUUAAGUUCUCAAAUCGAUCAAAGCAUAAUAAUUUUUUUGGUGAGAUUUAUGAAAGAUUUAUGGAAUGUUGUCUACUUGCUAAGCUUUAAAUUUAAUUUUUGAAAAACAACAGUUCUUAGGAAUAAACAUACAAGAGGAAGCUGUCUGCAUUUCUUAAAACUCUAAUUAAACAGUUGUUAUUUUUGUUGAGUGGCGAGUUUGCUGAAGCUAGUUUAAUGGCCAUACAAUUGACACAAAAGUUUUCACAUUCUCUCAACUGAGCCGGUUUGAGCCGCCCUGAGCUGCGUCGAGUUGGUCGGGAGGCAAUGCCGGUGCAUUAGUGGCCAAAUCCCGCCCUCAGGGACCACGGCUGAGCUGCAUUUUCGCUUCAAAAGUUGGGCAAAACUGCAGUUUUAUAACAGGCCCGGCAGUGCUUGCUUGUGGAAAUUGUCCAUGGGCAGGCACAAACCGACGAACCACCAACGCCUCUGUGGUGGGUGAACCACAGUUUAGCGUCCCUCGAACAUAUCAGAAAAGUUUUGAAUUAUUAAUUGCUUAACGUCGAGGGCUAUUCGCCCCAACAUCAGCCACAUAUCACGCACACUCAGACACAUGGACACGCAUACACACUCAGCCAUGGGAAUUCUGUACCUACUACAUAUAUGCUUUACUAUUUUGUACCUUAAGGUGAUUGCGUUGUGUAAACUCUACCCUUUAGUGUUUAAGGACGAGUAAUCUUGAAAUCAAAUUAUGUAAAUAAAUAUCAGAAAAGGGGUACGAGUAAGUACCCCGAGAAUAUAUAUAUUGUAUUACCAUAUAAGCAACAAGAUGAUGAAGCGGAAGCGGAAACAGAAACUACCAAGUUUUUAGUCGUAAGCCAAAUGGCAAAGUCAUGUAUCGACAACACAAAACACUGUUACUGUAUGUAAGGCUCUUUUGUACCUCUUGCUCUCCCACUUUCGAAUUUACUAAGAAACCCUUGAAAGCGCUAAGUGAAACUUAAACGUUUGUCUAGCUUUAAGUGUAGAAAAUUAAAUUAAAUUAAUUUAAAUUAUUGUAAUUGCGCAGAUGCAUGAAUAAAUAGCGAAUCGAAGUGGUCGGUGGAUCAUUAGCCACAUUUCAACAAUUAUGCUGAAAGCAUUUAAUAGUCUAAACAUGAACUACAUAAUCCGCAUAGAGACAAAUUAACUUGUAAAUUAUUGAAUCUCAAACAGCAUAAGUCAAGCAAAUCCGUAGUGGCAAAAAAAUAUUGUUCAUUGUUGCUGUCUAAUACGCCUAGAAUGGAUAAAUAAACUAUGCAUUAAAACAAUAUCAGUAACUAGUUAAAUGUGUGUGCGUUUGUCAUUGCAUAUGUAGCCAAGAGUCCCCAGAUUAAAUCGUUAGCUGUAAAUGUUUUUGUGUAUAUCUGUAUAUGUCUCUGUAUAUGCUUAGAUCAAUAAACCCCGAUGUAUUCACCUCUGACCCUAAGUUGACACCCCUUCCCUUCAGCAUAGUUUCUGUAUUCUGUAUAAAUUGAAAAUCUCUCAACUAAGUUUACUCAAAAGGAAAACUACUAAAGCAAAGUGAGAAAUACUUAAAUAAAUACUGAAGCAUAUUGAUAAGCA